This is a messenger RNA of Naegleria fowleri, 2520 nucleotides long. RefSeq lists its product as uncharacterized. Gene Ontology annotation, biological process: proteolysis. The coding region runs from base 1 to 2520 and encodes 839 amino acids. Gene Ontology annotation, molecular function: serine-type carboxypeptidase activity. The transcript has 2 exons. The record is from RefSeq and is a predicted model, not a curated record. NCBI's taxonomy places the organism in Eukaryota, Heterolobosea, Eutetramitea, Acrasida, Naegleriidae.
AUGUUUAAAGUCGAUUCUGGAGGUGGCCAAUUUCAUUCGCCAUCAACCACGAAGAUAAAUGGGAGCCGAUUCUACCACAACAGAUACUUCAUCAGUAAUGAAGAAAUGAAGCUAAAAUACAGCAGUUUCGUCUUGAAACAUUUAUUGAUCCUCAUGCUGGGAAUGUCACUUGUCAUUUUGAUGAGCUGUCCAACGACCACGAUGGUGGUUCAUGGGCAACAAAUUUAUUCAUCUCCAUCAAAAACUGAAGUUUCAUCAAUACCACUAUUUCCAACGGAUCAAUCAUUACCGAAAUCAUAUGCAGGAAAUUUACCUGUUCGAAAUGGACGUGAUCGAUUGUUUUAUUGGUAUUUUGAAAGCUCCGAUAAAACAGCCCAAGAUUUGAUUGUCGUUUUGAAUGGAGGCCCAGCUUGUUAUUUUGCUGAAUUACUUUUUAUGGGAAAUGGAGUUUUCAGUAUUGAAGGAGAUUUAGUGAGCGGAAAAGCAACUAAGGUCACACUCAAUAGCAAAUCCUUUCAUCACUUUGCUCAUGUUCUUUAUAUUGAUUCUCCACUUGGAACUGGAUUCAGUCAAUUUUCUACAACCUCUUCAGAUGUUGACUCGUACGCACAGUCCAUGUUUCCAGGAAAUCCAUUAAGAGAAAAAUCAAAAUUCCCUGGAGCUACCAAAUACGUCGUUCAAGACAUUCAAGAUGCAUUGCUUGGAUUUUCCACAGCAUUUCCAAAUUUAUCUUCACUACGAUUACACAUUUUUGCUUUGGGUUAUUCUGCAAAAGUAGUUCCCUAUCUUGUACAACAAAAUUUACCAUCUGCUGGAAAUGCUAAAAGACUGAAAAUUUCAAGUGUCAUUUUGGGUAAUCCAUUUGUACAACCUUCACUUCAGUACGCCUCAUAUGCUAAAUAUGGAUAUAUUUCUGGAUUGACCAUGUAUCGACAAUUUGUGGAAAUGAAUCGACAAUAUGAGCAAUGUUUGACCGAUGUAGAGAAUGGAGAUUACACUCGUUAUGAUAAGGAAUGUCAUGGAUUGAUCGAAGGAUUACUCGUCAACUCUGGAAAUGUGUCUCCUUUUAACAUUCGUGAACAAACAACUCAAGAAUAUGUUCAAAGACAGAAUCUGUUAAAUUCCUAUGUCAAUAACAAUUUAUUUGACAUGUUGAAAAGUCUCGCUUCCAUUCCGUCCAAAGUCAAUAUUCCUCAUUGUAGUAAGAAGGUUAACGAUUUAUUCCACGAAGAAUAUCAUUUAGAUCUACCACAAGAACUUUUUCCUGCUCUACUCAAUGAAAAAUCACUCAUCGCUCCCAAUUAUGCGAGAUCGGCUGUUCGAUUCCUCGUCUACAGUGAACAAUUUAAUUUAGUCAGCAAUGUCUUUGGUGUGAAUGAAUUUUUGAGGCAAAUGCUCAAUUGGGACGGCCAAGUGUAUUUCAAUAACAUUAAUUCGACCAUUUUUAGAGUGGGUGGACUUGUCACAGGAAGAUUUAAAUCUUAUGGCGGUUUAACACAAGUUGUUUUGUAUAAUACUAAUUACAUCGAAGGAAUGCAAGACAAUCCCAAUAUUGGAUCGACCAUUUACACCAAUACCAAUGUUGACAUGGUGAGCUCAAAAUUUGAAAUGGUUCGUCGUUUCAUUACUCGACAAGGCAGUGACGAUAAUAGAGAUGAUCGAAAUAAUUUAUGUCCAGACUCAGAUGCCAUAUGCCACUCAUCCGUACAAUACCCAUGCCCUAAUAGUUGUUCCAAUAGAGGAUCUUGCAAUUUGACUACCAGCAGUUGUGAUUGUAGUGCCAAUUUUUAUGACAAUGAUUGUUCGGUUGCUCGAUUAAGAUACUCCAUUGAUCAACUCGCACAAAGUGUUUCAUUCCCUAAUUUAUUCAUCAACGGAAGAGAUACCAUUGUUUUUGAAAUUGAAAUCCAAGAACGAACUUCUUUAUUGGAUAUUUAUUUGGAUGUCUCUCGAAAUGGAGAUUUUGGAACACCUUUCGUUUUCCUUAAUGUUUCAACACGGCAAGAUGCACUCUCGAGUAGAGAAUUGAAGAAUUUAGCCAUGCAACAAAUUGGAUACAAUCUAUUGAAUGGUUAUAAGAGUACAAGAUCUGAGGCUCAAGCAAGUCAUGCACACUACUUUUUCACACGAUACAAAUCCUUCCAAUUUUUUAAUACUUCCCACGAACCAAAGAAAGUGAUCGAUGCACAAGAUGUAGAAAUUCUAAGAAACGAAUUUCACACACUUGCCAUUGUUAUUUACAACUCAGCAGACAUGCCAGUAGAAUUUAAUGUGACACUUCGAGCUGCUCCUGGAAGUGGAAAAGUUCAAUUAGCAGGAAUUUUCUUUUCAUUGAGUGUUCUCAUGUCCAUGAUUGUUGUCUUUGAAAUUGUUCUCAUUUAUCAAAGAAUGAACAAUCGAAAAUUAUUUAUGAACACUAAUGCACAACGUCGUGAGGACAUUCCAAUGAGAGAUGUCCAACGACAAGGUCUUUUGAAUAGUGAGCAAGACGAUGAUGAGGAGGAGGAAGAAACUCAUUGA